AUGGGAAGGUUGGUCUUCAAACACACACACAUUGCGUCUGACUGUACAUUAUUUCACAACCACAUCUUUUCCCCCCAGGACAGCGCGGAGUCCGACAGCGCAGCGGCCGUACGCGCCGCCAACGUGGUCCGGCAGCGCGUAGCAGCGUGCGUCCGCGCGCUGCCCCCCCCCGCCGCGCUGCACCACCAACCUGAGGCCGCGCUGCAGAAGAUCAAGUCAUCCAUAGCUGAACUGCAACCGGCCGUGGAAGCAGUAGAGAAGCAGGCGCGGGCGGCGCGCGGGGACCAGGCCGCCAGGGUCGCCGACAAGCUGGCUGCUGAGUACCAGGCGCUACGGGAGCAGUACCAGGAGCGAUAUGAGCUUUGGGAACAAACCCAGUCGUCCAUCGAGGAGCUGUGCGGGCGGCUGCAGACGCUGGAGCGCUGGGCGGAGGGCGCGGCCGCCGCCCUGCACGACCCCGCCGCGCCCAGCAAGGACCUCAAGCAGCGCGCUCGGGACAUCGACCGACAGAUGUCAUCCCGCAUGAAAGCCCUCGAGGAGGCGCGCGCGGCGGCGCGGCAGUACACGCAGCCGCCGCCCGCCCCCGCCCCCGCGCCCGCCCCCGCCGGCGUCUCCCCCGCGGCCGCCCUGCAGCAACGACUGGACAGACUCAACCAGCGCUGGCUGCUGCUGGCGCUGCGCCUGCAGGGGGCACGGGACAGGAUAUCCGCCCAAGAGUCAUCCGCCCUGCUGGCGGAGGGCGGCGCGGCGUGGGCGGCGGCGCGGCGGCGGCAGCUGGCGGAGGUCCGCGCGGUGCUGCGCGCCCCCGCGCCCCACGACGGGCCCGCGUUGCAGCACACGCUCAGCAUGCUUGAGGCGCGCGCGGAGGAGCUGGUGGCUCGGCUGGCGGACAUGGAGGUGCUCCGCAAGAACAAGCAGCUGCCGCGCGACCACGCCGCGCUGCAGCGGGACCUGGAGGAGGCGGCGUCGCUAGUGUCAGCGCGGCGCGCGGCGGUGUCGGCGCGGCUGUCGGCGCUGGCCGCCCUGCAGCGCCGCGUGCUGCGCGCCGACACCUGGCUGCUGCGCGCCCGCCCUCAGCCGCCCACGCAGGAGGAAAUCAAAGAGCAAGAGCAAGAGAUGAAGGACAUCUUCGAGCACUACAACAAAAUGGAGGCGGAGUGCGCGUCCCAGGGGCAGCCAAUGAGCUCCGAGCUCGUGGACCAAGUCGACCAAUUAAAGACCGACUGGGCGCGCUUCCUGUCUGAAGGGCGCAAGUCUUCAGACCCGGAGGUGCGGGUGACCUCGCUGCGGAAGUCUUCAGACGAGCGGAGGUCGUCAGAAGGAGAGUCCAGGAAGAGCUCCGUCGACAGCGCGGCGUCCGAGUGGCUGUCGGGGCGGCGCCGCUCGCAGCAGAGCCCGGCCGCCGCGCUCGCCGCCUUCGACACCAGCGUGCUGCAGAUCCGCGACUGGCUGUCGGCGGAGCAGGAGAUGUUGCGCGCGCAGCCCGUGGCCGUCGGCGACUACGACGAGAUCAUGCAGCACCUCGACAAGCAGAAGGGCGUGCUGCGCGAGCUGGAGCAGAAGAAGCCACAGCUGGACGAGCUGCUGCACACGGCCGAGAGCCUCAAGGGCACCGAGAACAGGCAGCAGCUGCAUGGGAAAGUGACAGCCCUCCGUGAGCACUGGGACGAAGCCAACGCUCGCGUGCUCCAACGGAAGGCCCAACUGGACGCCAUGUUGGGCGACUCGGCGCGCUACUCCGCGCGGCGCCGCGACGCCGACGCCUGGCUGGCGCGCAUGGAGGCCCGGCUCGCCGCCAUGCCGCCGCCCGGGCAUACGGCUGAUGUGCUGGAUAUGCAGCUUAGGGAGCAGAAGUCGUUCCACGCAGAAGUCCAUCAAUACAAGCACCAGAUGGAGCUGUUCGCGCAGCUCACGCAGCGUCUCAUCGCCGUGUACCGCAGCGACGACACCUCGCAGAUCAAGCGCGCCACCGAGGCCGUCAACCACAGAUACCUAGAGCUCAAUAACAGCAUCGUGGCUCGCGGCAAGGCGCUCCACUCGGCCGUCUCUUCUCUGCAGAACUUCGACCGUUCGCUGGAGAAAUUCGUCGCGUGGCUGAGCGAGGCGGAGUCGCUAUUGGACGCGGCCGAGCGAGACCCUCAACUGUUAAAGGACCUCCAGACGGAGAUCGAGACGCACCGCGAUGUGUACGCAUCGCUCACGGGCACGGGCCGUCGCCUGCUCGGCUCCCUCUCCUCACAGGAAGACGCCGUGAUGCUGCAGAGACGACUGGACGAGAUGAACCAGCGGUGGCACCAUUUGAAGGCCAAGAGUUGCGCUAUCAGGAACCGCUUGGAGAGCAACGCCGAGCAUUGGUCGGCGCUGCUGCUGUCGCUGCGGGAGCUCACCGAGUGGGUGAUCCGCAAGGACACGGAGCUGACCGCGCUGGCGCCCCCUCGCGGCGACUUGGCCGCGCUUAUGAAACAACAGGACGACCACAGAGCCUUCCGGAGGCAGCUGGAGGACAAGCGGCCGGUGGUGGAGAGCAACCUGCUGAGCGGGAGACAGUACAUCGCCAACGAGCCGCCGCUGUCUGACACUAGUGACAGCGAGCCGACUCGUGACAGCGAGGGUGACAGCCGAGGGUACCGUUCGGCGGAGGAGCAGGCGCGCGAGCUGGCCCGGUCCAUCCGGCGGGAGGUGGCCAAGCUCGCGGAGAAGUGGAACUCACUGGUGGACCGGAGCGACGCGUGGGCAAGGUGUCUGGAUGACGCUGCUCAGCGCGUGCGCACAUUCACGGCGUCCCUCGACGAGCUCUCCGGUCGCGUGCAGGCGGCCGAGGCGGCGCGCUCCACGUGGCGCGGGCCGGGCGACGCGCGGGAUGCGCGGGCGCAACUCGACGCCGUGGCGCGGGUGCGGGCGCAGCUGCCCCCCCUGCGGCGUCUGGCUGAUGAGCUGCAUGGGCAGGCACAGGCGCUGCAGCGGGAGAAGAUACAGCUGCCGGAGCAUCUGAUGGGGAAGCUGGAUGAUUUGAAUACCAGAGUAUCAGCCCUCUGCUCCGGCGGCGAGGAGCGGGCGCGGCAGCUGGCGGGGGUGGCGCGGGACGGGGGCGCGGGGGCGGCGCAGGGCUUCCUGGCGGGGUCGGUGGACGCGCCCUGGGAGCGAGCCGUCACGCCGGCUAACGUGCCGUAUUAUAUCAACCACGAGCUCGAGACUACCCACUGGGACCACCCGAAGAUGAUCGAGCUGAUGAACUCCCUGGCGGAGCUGAACGAGGUCCGCUUCUCUGCGUACAGGACGGCGCUGAAGCUGCGGUCUGUGCAGAAGGCGCUUUGCAUGCAUCUAUUGCAACUGCCGGCUGCAUUGGAAGCGUUCGACUCACACGGCCUCAGAGCACAGAACGACAGGCUCAUCGACAUACCUGACAUGAUCACCGUUCUCACGUCUUUAUACGAGGUGAUAGCGGCAGAAAACCCGAGUGUGGUGAAUGUGCCAUUGUGCCUCGACAUGUCGAUCAACUGGUUGCUGAACGUGUACGACAGCCAGAGGACCGGACAGAUCCGAGUGUUGAGCUUCAAGGUUGGACUAGUCUUACUGUGUAAGGGACACCUUGAGGAGAAAUACAGAUAUCUAUUCCGGCUCAUAGCUGACCCAUCAUGCAGAGCUGAUCAAAGAAAACUAGGACUUCUACUCCACGAUUGCAUACAGGUUCCAAGACAACUUGGAGAAGUAGCAGCAUUUGGAGGCUCCAACAUUGAACCGUCAGUAAGGAGUUGCUUCGAACAAGCCUCAGCCGCCACCGGCAAGGAAAGCAAGACCAACACUUUGGAUAGGAAACAAGACAAAGAAAAAGAAGCGGAAACGAAAGAAAAACCAGCAACACUAGAACGCGAUGCAGAUGGCCAACUCCAGUUUAUUGAGGCCUUCCAAUUCCUGCAAUGGCUGCAAAGAGAGCCCCAGUCUAUGGUCUGGCUGCCAGUUCUUCAUAGGCUGGCUGCAGCUGAGACUGCUAAGCACCAGGCCAAAUGUAACAUCUGUAAGGAGUACCCCAUCAUUGGGUUUAGAUACCGUUGCCUCAAAUGUUUCAACUUCGAUAUGUGCCAGAAAUGCUUCUUCAGUGGACGCAAGGCGAAGAACCAUAAGUUGACCCACCCCAUGCAAGAAUAUUGCACCGCUACAACAUCAGGCGAGGAUGUCCGCGACUUCACUCGCGCUCUCCGCAACAAGUUCAAGUCGGCUAGGUACUUCAAGAAACACCCGCGCGUCGGAUAUCUUCCGGUCCAGACUGUUCUAGAAGGAGACGCCCUAGAGUCCCCAGCGCCAUCCCCGCAGCACGGGUCCACCAUGGGCGGCGGCGACGACAUGCACUCGCGCCUCGAGCUGUACGCCACCAGGCUCGCGCAGGUCGAGCUGGGGAACCGGCCUAAUGAGACCCCUGAUAGUGACGAGGAGCACCAGCUGAUAGCGCAGUACUGCCAGUCGCUGAACGGCGGCGGCGACAGCGACGACGCUCCGCGCUCGCCCGUUCAAGUCGUGUCUAUUAUACACCGCGAGCAGAGGCACGAGUUGGAGGCUAUGAUCAGAGAGCUAGAAGAAGAGAACGCGAACCUGCAGGCGGAGUACGAGCGUCUGAAGGCGAAGUCCACCCCAGGGUCUACUCCUGAGGAGCAGCAUGUCGUCAACGACAACCGGAACGCACCGCCUGACCAGGACAUGAUGGCAGAAGCCCGGCUGCUCCGGCAGCACAAGGGCCGGCUGGAGGCGCGCAUGCAGAUCCUGGAGGAGCACAACCGACAGCUGGAGGCGCAGCUGCAGCGGCUGCGGCGGCUGUUAGAUGAGCCCCAGCAAGGCUCCUCCCCCGCGCGCACGGGCACGCUGCAGACUCGCUCCGUCACCGCCUCGCAGCUCGCCACUGACUCGCCAGCCAAGAUGCACAACGGACUGUACCACGAGGGGCAGACUAAUGGCCGCUGGAACGGCGCGCCGAUGCCAGACCGCGACUCGCUGGAGCGCCCGCCGCCGCCCCCGCACAACGUGCAGUCGUUGAUGCAUUGCGCAGAUGACCUAGGGCGAGCAGUUGAAGAGCUGGUGUCAGUGAUGACGGACGAACAGCAGAACCAGACCACCACGACGACGGCCCCGCCUCAAUACACCAAUGGGAAGCCGGCAAACAACGACAACUAAGCUCUUCAAGUGACCUAUCACGGCAUUUCUAAACGAAACUCGCAACAUCGAGAUAUACAACGCGCAUUUGGUGCUUUCUGAACCGAUUGUCUGUAUUGCUAGCAGAGAAAAUUUACUAGCAGUAUCGUGACUUUUAUGAAUUUUAUGUGGCAACAUUUGGUGGUUAU
This is a messenger RNA of Plutella xylostella (diamondback moth), 5330 nucleotides long. The record is from RefSeq and is a predicted model, not a curated record. NCBI's taxonomy places the organism in Eukaryota, Metazoa, Arthropoda, Insecta, Lepidoptera, Plutellidae.